ACUAACUCAAACAAACAACUCCUAACUGUUAACAAAACAAAAAAAAAAACAGAACAGAAUCAGCUUUUCGCAAACUCAAAAGCAAAAGCAAAGAAGAAGAAGAAGAGAGUCCUAAGAACAAUGUCCAUCGCAUUCUCCUUCAUCAAUCCUCCUUCGACCACUUCCCUUUCUUCUUCCAAAUCGAUUCCUUCGUUCUCCUUCUCCACCCUCCGUCUCCCUCUCACUCCCAUUCCCGCUCCCCUCUCCCGCACCCACCGCCGCGCAGAUCCCUUCCUUCUCCGCACCUUUGGCGGCGGCGGAGACGGCCACGGACACGGCGGAUCAUUCGGAGGUCAUGGUGGCGGCGGUGGUCAUGGAGAUGGCCACGAGGAUGGCAAUGGCGGAGAGAACGAGGCGCUUGUGCUCCUGGCGGCGGCGGGGAAGUCGUUGGAGAGCGUGCCGGCUGACUUGGCCACGGCUAUAAAGGAAGGGAAGAUUCCUGCUGCCGUGGUGUCUCGGUUUCUGGAGCUCGAGAAGUCUCCAUUCUUCCGAUGGUUGCUUCAGUUUCCUGGCUUCAAGGAGCGCCUUCUCGCCGAUGAUCUCUUCCUUGCUAAGGUCGCCAUGGAAUGCGGCGUUGGCGUCUUCACCAAGACUGCUGCUGAGUAUGAUCGCAGGAGAGAAAACUUUUUCAAUGAGCUCGAAAUUGUCUUCGCUGAUGUGGUCAUGGCCAUACUCGCAGAUUUCAUGCUGGUUUAUCUUCCUGCACCUACUGUAGCUCUUAGACCACCACUUGCAGGCAGUGCAGGGCCCAUUGCUAAGUUUUUCCACAGCUGCCCAGAUAAUGCAUUUCAGGUUGCUCUCUCUGGAACAUCAUAUUCCAUAUUACAGAGGAUAGGUGCAAUUGUGCGUAAUGGAACUAAGCUUUUUGCAGUUGGAACUGCCUCAUCACUGGUUGGGACAGCUAUGACAAAUGCCUUAAUUAAUGCAAAGAAGGCAGUUGAUAAGUCUGCUGCUGGGGAAAUUGAAAAUGUUCCCAUAUUGUCUACCAGUGCUGCCUAUGGUGUCUAUAUGGCAGUUUCUAGCAACCUCAGGUAUCAAGUACUUGCUGGAAUUAUUGAACAGAGGAUGUUGGAACCUUUGCUGCACCAGCACAAGCUUUUACUUAGUGCAUUUUGCUUUGCUGUGCGGACUGGCAAUACGUAUUUGGGUUCAUUAUUGUGGGUGGAUUAUGCUCGUUGGGUGGGGGUUCAGUAGGCCCAAGACCAAGAUCACAUGAGUUGGAUUUUUCUUGAUUGACUACAUUUUUCUCAAGAUGUUGUUUUGCUUCAGUACUGGACCACCAGACAAUUUAUUUUCCUGCAGGCUAGCAGAAGUUUGGUUGUAGGAAUAGCCCAAUAGGUUAUCGUCCCCUCUAUUUUUGCAUGCUCAUUGCGGAUCACUAUGCGUGUUCUUCAUCUCAAGAGUUUCCUCAUUCAAUUUAUGGCAUGAGGAUGUGGACAUAAUUUAUUUUUUGUUACCAGGACAUAAUUUGAUACUCGAUGAAAACUGAAAAGUUGCAUCUUAUUGCAAGAUAUUAAAGAAACAAGUUUUUGUUACUAAUACAAGUAAUUCUCUACAUUGAACUAUGCCCUCCCCUUAUCUUUUUUCCCUAUAGCAUGAUCUACAGGCUGUGUAUUAUU
Messenger RNA from Abrus precatorius (Indian licorice), 1658 nucleotides. Its product is annotated as protein RETICULATA-RELATED 4, chloroplastic-like. The record is from RefSeq and is a predicted model, not a curated record. NCBI's taxonomy places the organism in Eukaryota, Viridiplantae, Streptophyta, Magnoliopsida, Fabales, Fabaceae. The transcript has 8 exons. The coding region runs from base 121 to 1233 and encodes 370 amino acids.